AAACCAAAAUACAAAAAAAUGAGCGCGGCUUCUAUACUCAAUCGCGCGUUGGGCAAUGCUGCCCAGAAGCUCCGAUUCGAAGAACCCACCUCCGCCAAUGAACUAACUAGCUCAGUCUUGUCCCAUCUCCGCUCCAAUCACCUUCAAAAGGCGGUCUCCGUUCUCUUUGCCUCUCCUCACCCGGUCUCAUCUUCCCUUUACGCUCAUCUCUUCCAGCUAUGUGCUUCCCGUCGCGCAGUUGUGGAGGCCCGGAAAGUGGAGUCUCAUUUGGUUAGAUUCAACCCUAACCCGCCUAUCUUUUUGUUGAACCGUGCGAUUGAGGCCUAUGGCAAGUGCGGCUGCUUGAGCCAUGCCAUCCAGCUGUUCGAGGAAAGGCCUGAAAGAGAUGGUGGCUCUUGGAAUGCAGUCAUUAACGCCUGCCGGCAGUGCCAGAGUCCCGGCCAGGCCUUGAAUUUCUUCAAGCAUAUGAGAAUUCUCGGUUGUGCACCGAAUGAGAUCACGUUCGCAGGUGUUCUGGGGUCGUGUGGCGAUUGCUUGGCCCUUGAUUUUGUCAAGCAAACCCAUGGACUUGUGGUGAGAUAUGGGUUUUCUGGGAACGUGAUUUUGGAGACUUCGCUUGUCGAUGUUUAUGGCAAGUGUAAGGCUAUGCGAGCAGCAAGGAGGAUGUUUGAUGAGAUUGAGUUUCCCAAUGAUGUGACCUGGAAUGUCCUUGUUAGGCGGUAUCUUGAGGUUGGGGGUCGAAAGGAGGCGGUGAGUGUUUUCUCCCAGAUGUUGCAUACAGGUGCUUGGCCAUUGAGUUUUACCGUCUCUAAUGCACUCGUUGCAUGUUCAGGUAUACAUGCAAUUCAGGAGGGAAUACAGAUACAUGGAGUUGCAAUUAGGAGAGCCUUUUUCGAUGAUGAGGUGGUUUUGAGCUCUCUCGUUGACAUGUAUGUCAAGUGUGGUAGAUUGGAGAGUGCUCGAAGGGUUUUCAAUCAGCCUGGUUCGAGAGAUUUGAUUUCCUGGACUUCUAUGGUGUCAGGAUAUGCAUUGGGCAGUAAAACGAGGCAGGCUAGGGAACUUUUUGAUGAGAUGCCUGAGCGGAAUAUUUUCUCAUGGAAUGCAAUGUUGGCUGGGUAUACUCGCUCUCUCCAGUGGGAAGAUGCGUUAGAUUUUGUUUUUCUGAUGUGCAAUAAGAUUGAAGAGUUUGACCAUGUUACUACUGCACUGUUGCUGAAUCUGAGUGCUGGCCUUUCAGAUGUUGAAAUGGGGAAACAGGUGCAUUGCUUCUCUUACCGCCACGGUCUGAAUUUUGAUGUUCUUGUUGGAAAUGCUCUUCUGGACAUGUAUGGGAAAUGUGGGAACUUGAGAAGUGCUAGGAUUUGGUUUUGUCAAAUGAGCGAAGUACGGGAUGACAUUUCCUGGAACGCUUUGUUGACUAGCUAUGCGCAUCAUGGCAUGAGUGGACAAGCUGUGACAAUGUUUGGUGAGAUGCAAUGGGAAACAAAACCAAGCAAAUACACAUUUGGAGUUCUUCUUGCUGCUUGUGCAAAUAUUUCUUCUCUUGGAAGGGGCAGACAAAUUCAUGGUUUCAUAACUAGAAACAAUUAUGAUAUGGAUUUGGUGAUGACUGGAGCUUUGGUAGACAUGUACUUUAAAUGUAGCCGUCUUGAAUAUGCUAUGCUGGUCUUUAGGCAAUCGAUCUCGCGUGAUCUGAUUCUUUGGAACUCCGUUAUUUUUGGACUCUGUCGCAAUGGAAAGGGUAAGGAAGUUAUUCAAUUGUUUGAAUUUAUGCUCAGCGAAGGAGUAAGGCCAGACCAUGCCACGAUCCUUGGAGUCUUGCAAGUGUGUGUUCAUGAGGGCAACGUUGAGCUCGGUCUCCAAUAUUUUGAUACAAUGAGUCAUGAUUAUUUUAUCUUACCUCGACUGGAGCACUAUGAGUGCAUAGUUGAGCUAUUAUGUCGAUAUGGAAGCACAAGCCAGCUUGAGAAUUUUCUGAAGAGGUUGCCAUUUGAUCCUACUGCUUUCAUGUUGACAAGAGUCGUUGAUGCUUGUUCAGAGUACAAGUGUUCAAGAUUAGGUGAAUGGGCCGCUCACCGGCUGAAUGAGUUCAACAAAUUAUAAACUUUAGCCUCUGAGUUAACAUGAGCCAGGUUGAGAGUUUUCUUAAGAGGUUUCCAUUUGAUCCUACUGUACCCAUGUUGACAAGAGUCUUUGAUCAUAUAGGCGGUGCAAGUGUUCAAGAUUAGGGGAAUGAGCUCUCACCUUCUGAAUGGAUUCAACUGUUUAUGAACUUUUUUUGCCGAGUUAUGAUAGUAAAACUGCAUAUUUGGAGCAAUUUGGGUUUAUGUUCGUGACAACAGUGAUCUCAGAAUCAGCUAGUGCCGACAUAAAUAGAUGCUGAAGUUGAGGUGAGCAUGUGUACCUGAUUGUCUUCUCGUAUGGGUGCAUGAAUUUCUUACUAACUUGAGUUCAUGGACAGAAAGAAUAAUGAUCUAACUUGAGAAAGACAAACAGCAAUUAUGCAGCAGCUUGAUAAGUAUUCAGAAGUUUUACAAUGACUUAGUGUUGGGUCCUUUAGUUUUGCAAUUUUGAAUAUGAGAGACUUGUUGGUGUUUUAAUGUAUAUGACCUCUUCUUUUUAGAUGAUGAUUAGUUUCAUGUCUCCCAAGCUAGCCACACGCUCGUGAUAAGAGCGGCGAGAUUUGAGAAAUGGGUUUUAUGUCGGCACCUGAUUUUCCUCAUCAGGGCCAUCUGGUACUUGAUGAAAUGGGCUUUACACAUUGCUCUUAUCAUCAGGGGUUUCUUAACUACACCGUUAUUGAUUGCCCUCUUCUGACGUAGUUAUUUGAUCCUCAAAUACAAAAUGGUGAUUGCUCCUUCACUUCCUCGUCCCGCUUUUUUGAAGCUGCUGUCUUAGAUCAAUCUGAACUAUCGAAUGACCAAUUAUAAUCCUAUUUAGACCGUUUUCCCUUUUCCUCAGAUUUUUAGACCGCUGGCUAAUGCUUCGUUAAUCGCGAGCUUUAUAUUUCUUUGCAGAUGAUCCCUGUAAACCCACUUUUUCCAACAGCAUCACAUGGAUAAGUAUGCAUGGACCAGAAAGCUGUAAAGAAAGUCUCCAGCCUUGGGGAUCUUUGAUUCAAUGUGGAUGGUCGAAGUACCCCACAUUCCACUACAAACAAGACAUGAAAUUGAAGGUAUUUGCCUGAACUCCAUCCUCAUUAUUAGCGUCUUAUAUUGCAUGCGUACGUUUAGCGAUAUAAUAUCAUACAAAUUAUGAUGCUCGUUGCUCAGCAUUGUCUUUGCUUAGAAUCAUUGUAAGAUUCCUUUACCAGCCUAACGACAACUGGUCAAAAUGGUCAACAUUGGGUUAACCGUAACAGUUUCUACAACACCAGGAGAAGCAUGUUUAUGAUUACAUCAGUGAGAGCUUUGCUUAGACAAACCAAGAUGUUAUUGUUUGCUUGAUUGCUGACAGAAAGUAUGAAAAUCCUACACCUCCUAUAAGAAAAGCUGAUUUCACCUUUUCCUGGAAGGUGUUCUGUGGUGGAACAAGGUUUAGAAUUCAGUAGUGUCAUAGAUUAGACAGGCCAUAAGUGGGUACUCUGAUGGAUAACAACUAUGCGUGUUACUGGUUAGCUGUAGAAAACGAAGUAGGAGAAUGAGAAUUUAUACAGUAAGGUUCAUAUUGGUCGAAUCUAGUCUGUUUUCAUAGAAUGAUACUUCUCUAAGAAAAGAAAUUAUUCAGGUCGGGUUGUGUGUCGUCCAUAUGUACCCCUUUUGUUGGCAAUGCAAACCAACUGCAACUAUGUGUCAGACCUUAAUGACAAACAGAUCAUGGCCAAGGUGACACAUUUCCAACUGUAUUUUAUUUAACUCCAGAAAGGAAUCAAUCAUGCACAACCCCUACAUAAAUAAAAUCGUUUAGUAGUACUACUGAAAAUAUUUUGCUAAUUAAUUGUGUGAUGAAAAUCUUUAUAGGAGGGUUAAUAACAGAAACAGUAAGCUUAAGGUAUGUGGUUGUGUCCAAAAAGUAAUGGGAUGUUUGGUUGGGCAUAAACGGUUUAAUCUUAA
Messenger RNA from Linum trigynum, 4052 nucleotides. The record is from the annotation of a GenBank genome assembly. NCBI's taxonomy places the organism in Eukaryota, Viridiplantae, Streptophyta, Magnoliopsida, Malpighiales, Linaceae.